Molecule: messenger RNA, 1075 nt
Organism: Danio aesculapii
Lineage: Eukaryota; Metazoa; Chordata; Actinopteri; Cypriniformes; Danionidae
Product: sialic acid-binding Ig-like lectin 14
Exons: 5
Coding region: 74-1075 (333 amino acids)
Source: RefSeq, a predicted model, not a curated record
GAGACAGUAAAGCUCCAGCUCUCAUUUCUCUCAUCUUCAACACACUUUAACACCUCUGGUGAAGUGAGUGUACAUGAUGGAAAUAUCUGUGACGUUCCUCCUCGCUGGAUGUCUGAUACAAGGUGUUUUAUGUGGCUUCAGUAUCAGUCUGCCGGAGAGAGUAGAAGCUCUAGAAGGAUCCUGUGUUUAUAUACCCUGCACAUUCGAGAUUGAGGAAAAAUAUAAAGAUAACCUCACUGAUACUGCAAAGAGAUUAUGGUAUAAAGAUGGAAAACCUGCAGUUGUAGUGUUUGACUCCAACAGCCCCGACAGUGGACUCUUAAAAGGAGAAAUAUUUGGCAAACCUACAGAGAAAAACUGCAGCACUCGCUUCGACAAUCUCAAACCAACAGACAAUGGCUCAUAUUUCUUCAGAUUAGAAGGCAGCGGUGGACUGAAAUAUAGCUACACAAAAGAGAAACACAACCAUGUUGAAAUUGUGGUCAGAGCGUCUCCACCCAAUCCCACAGUGCUUCUGUUUCAGGAUCAGCAGGAGGUGAUGGAGGUGAUGGAGGGAAAAUCAGUGACUCUGAGCUGCUUUAAGAUCUUCUGUCCGUCUCUUCCAUCAUCUAUAACAUGGAGCUCCAGUCCUGAACACCUCAUCAAUGCAAACAUCACAGAACAUCAGCAUCAAAACCAAACACAUCAUUACUCUGAUCUGAUGUUCACUGUAACUCAACAUCAUCACAGAGCUGAAUUCACCUGCACUGCAACACAGCAGCAGAUCACAACACACAGCACCCGACAGCUACAUGUUCAGUAUGCUCCUAAAAGUGUAUCUGCUCAUGUAAGUCCAGCUGGUGUUAUUAUGGAGGGUCAUUCAGUGACUCUGAGCUGCAGCAGUGAAGCAAACCCAGCAGUGAACUACAGCUGGUACAGACACACUGAAGGAGACCUGAAACUACUGCAGACCGGACCAAACCUGAUCAUCAACAACAUCAACCAGUCUCACAGUGGACGAUACUACUGUAGAGCUGAAAACCAACACGGGACUCAGAACACAUCAGUGCUGCUGGACGUCCAGUGUGAGUAUUAA